CGCCUCUACACCCCUCUGUCAGGCAGGAUAAGAAACAGGGACAGUUAACACAGGGAAUAAAGUCCAAAAGACCAGCUUCGGAUGAGAACAAACUAGUUAAUUCGGCUAGUAUUGCUUCUCAACAGCCUAAGCGAAGGGCUGUUCUCAGGGAUGUCACCAAUGUGCUUUGUGAAGACACAUACAUGAAUUGCAUAAAUGGAAGCAAAUUUCAGGUUAAGAAAUUCACUGAUAAGAGGAAUUCGAAGGUGACACCUGCUAUUUUAGUGAAAAAACCACAGGUUGAAGAUAGAAAAGAGAGUAUGAUUGAUGAAGCAAAAAAAGUAAGGGUCGAGGAAUCACAAGAGCACUGUUCACAGGCACACCUCCAGGACCAUUCAUUAACUCAGCCAAGCGAAUAUAUCACUGCCGCUCAGUGUGGUUUAGCUGAUCUUAUGCUUGUGAAUAGGAGUUCAUGUCAUGGCAUUACACUCCUUAAUACAACACAAAAAGAUGAAAGCAAGGUUUGCCUGAAACAAGAAAGCUCCAAUUCUCUUGGUAUCACAGAUAUAGAUUCAAAACACUAGGAUCCACUAAUGUGUAGUCUGUAUGCUCCUGAUAUAUAUAGCAAUUUGCCUGCCAUGGAGCUUGACCGGCGGCCUUCCUUUAAUUAUAUGGAAAAGCUGCAGCGGGACAUUAACAAGGGUAUGCGAAGCAUUCUAAUUGAUUGGCUUGUGGAGGUUUCUGAAGAAUAUAGGAUGGUUCCAGACACUCUUUACCUGACUGUACAUCUCAUUGAUAGGUUCCUCUCUGAGAAUUACAUUAAAAAACAAAAGCUGCAACUGCUUGGAGUUACCUGCAUGCUUAUUGCUUCCAAGUAUGAAGAAAUUUGUGCACCUCAUGUGGAAGAAUUUUGCUUUACAACAGACAACACUUACGCGAAAGAAGAGGUAGUAAAAAUGGAAAGUCAAAGAGUUUUGAAUUUUGUGGGCUUUCCUGCUCCAACUACAAAAAAGUUCCUGAGGAGAUUUGUUCAAGCAGCACAGGCUUCUUAUGAGGUUCCCUCUGUUGAACUGGAAUUCAUGGCAAACUAUUUAGCAGAGCUAACACUGGCUGAAUAUGGUUUUCUUAAGUUUCUUCCAUCUGUUACGGCUGCAUCAUCUGUAUUUCUUGCCAGAUGGACACUUGAUCAAUCUAACCACCCAUGGAAUCCAAUUUCGCACUACACCAGAUAUAAGGUGUUAGAGCGGAAAACUACAGUUCUUUUGCUGCAAGAUUUUCAGAUGAACACCAGCGGAAGCACCCUGAGUGCCAUCCGUGAAAAAUAUAGACAGCCAAAGUUCAAGUCUGUGGCAACUUUAUCAUCUCCAAAACCAAUCCAAUCACUGUUCUAGGAAAUGCUGAUUUUAAGUCUGGUUGGCCGAUUCAUGUUCGGCAGAUCCAUUGUCGCUUUCACAUGCGGAAGGACGUUAAUCUUUAACCUACAAUAAUCUAUCCUUCCUCGAAAGGGACUCGAUUCUUUCGUUCAACCCUGUUUCAAAUUUUAACCACCAUGUAUUGUCCUAUCAUGUUUGGUCACUAGCAGACAGCAGGUGAUACAAAAACAUGGAGAUUUCGAUGAAGCAAAUGCCUUAAGUUUAGGAAAUGGCAAUAUGUAAGAAGUAACAUAACAGCACCUGGUUAGCUACUUGCUAUCGUGUAUUUAAAGCUGUUUGGAAACUCCUGUUGUUGAAUGCGAGAUCACUUCUGAAGGGCGGCGGAUAACAAAACUUGAUCAGAUAUUGCUCAACGGAAACAACAUUGCCAUCCUGGUUCCUGGUGGCUCACCACCUGAUGAGGGAUAACUGCUAUGCAACUUGUGCUGUUUACUGGGGCUAGUUGUUGACAGAUCGAGCUGUUUUCAAUAUGUAUUUUCAGUAACUCUGCUGUAAAAACUUACAAUGAAUCGGCAUUGGCAAGGUUUUAGUAAAUUAUGAGUUUGUUCAGCUAGGCUCUACCAUCAAUUAUAGUUUGCAUUAUGUUGAAAACGUUAUGCUGAUAUAUGUUACUUUUGACACUGGUGUUGCUAAGCUCUGUUGGCUUUAAACUGAGAAUGGAGUUUUGACAGAGUGGUAAAAAUUCAA
Messenger RNA from Capsicum annuum, 2099 nucleotides. Its product is annotated as cyclin-A2-2. Gene Ontology annotation, cellular component: cyclin-dependent protein kinase holoenzyme complex; cytoplasm; nucleus. The record is from RefSeq and is a predicted model, not a curated record. Gene Ontology annotation, biological process: mitotic cell cycle phase transition; regulation of cyclin-dependent protein serine/threonine kinase activity. Gene Ontology annotation, molecular function: cyclin-dependent protein serine/threonine kinase regulator activity. Lineage: Eukaryota; Viridiplantae; Streptophyta; Magnoliopsida; Solanales; Solanaceae.